Molecule: messenger RNA, 2988 nt
Organism: Alternaria triticimaculans
Lineage: Eukaryota; Fungi; Ascomycota; Dothideomycetes; Pleosporales; Pleosporaceae
Exons: 8
Coding region: 1-2988 (995 amino acids)
Molecular function (GO): catalytic activity
Source: RefSeq, a predicted model, not a curated record
AUGCAAGACUUCAAAGAACGCCAGCUCGUUACCGACCCCCAAAAGGCGUUUCACUUCACCGAUCUCCAAAGACUGAAGCCAACGCGUGCAAACGAUCCUUACGAAUACCAAGCAGGAUGGGGAAAUCGACAUCAGUCUGAGGUCAUUCCUGGCACUCUACCUGUCGCUCAGAACAACCCUCACGAAGUCCGGUUUGGACUUUACACUGAAGGCAUUACGUAUUCAGCGUUCGCAGCUCCACGUGCACACAACUUCAGCACUUAUAUGUACCGGUGUCGACCAGCAGCUGCUCACAAGGGUUACAUUCCUAUCGAGACAAAGUCCAACAUCACAAACUGCUUUUUGUCCAUCAAUCCCAAGGUCGAGACGCUUCCCGAGCAAGCAGAAUGGCGUCCGUUCCCACUGCCAAAAGACGAUGAGAAGAUUGACUUCGCUGAUGGCCUGCAUACUCUCUGCGGUAGCGGCGACCCAAACAUCAAGGAGGGUCUUGCGCUAUACGUGUAUAUGAUCAACUCCAGUAUGGAGCAGCGAGCAUUCUGCAAUACCGACGGUGACUUCCUCAUCUGCGCCCAACAGGGUAAUCUAGAUAUCAAGACAGAGAUGGGCAAGAUUUUCCUACAGCCCGGUGAGAUCUGUGUCAUCCAGCGCGGCAUCCGCUUCUGCCUCAAUCUAGCACCGGGCACGCCAGUGGCGCGUGGCUACAUCACAGAAGUCUGGGGUUCUAUGUGGGAGCUUCCUGAUCUCGGCCCACUAGGCGGCCACGGUCUUGCCAAUCCUCGCGAUUUCCUCUACCCGGUAGCUGCUAUCGAUGAUGAUUUGCAUGUCGAUUGGCAGAUUGUCAACAAGACGAAUGGUCAGCUCGUGGCGAUCCAACAAGACCACAGCCCCUUCGACCUUGUCGCAUGGCACGGCAAUGUCGUACCUUACAAAUACGAUCUGACGAAGUUCUCGUCACAGAACAGCACAUCUAUCGACCACACGGAUCCUUCGAUCUUCACAGUACUCACAGCUAAGUCCCGCGAUCCCAUGACACCACUCGCAGACUUCCUCUGGUUCGGCCCAAGAUGGGAUGUUGCGACCAAUACUUUCCGGUUACCAUACUUCCACCGCAAUUCCGCGUCAGAGUUCCUUGCCUGUUUAUACGGACAAGGUCUUGGACGAAGCGACGACUUCCAGCCCGGCGGUGGUAGUUUCGAGGGUGGCCACACGCCUCACGGUGGAUUCCAUGAGGGUUACCAGCACGGCAUGCGGAUACACGAGAGCCAGCCCGAGAAGAUACUGACUGAACAAUUGACCAUCAUGGUCGAAUCGAGCCGUCUAUUCCUCUUUACCGAGUACGCUCGUCAAGGCUGCGGAACAAUCGAGACCCACGGUACCGAUUACAAGGUCUGGGAUGCUCUUCCGGACCGCUUCUCCGCCAACAAGAGAGCCCAGGAGUUGCUUGCCCGGAUCAAAGACGACAAGAUCGCCGAGAAGAAGAGACUUGCACCAUACUACUUUGGUGGCUUCUCACAUGGCGCAAACACCAGCGACACGGAUGGUGUCCACGCGGAGGAGCUCAAGCAAUAUUUGAGCCCCGAGUCAAAGACCAAUGGGACGAACGGCGUCUGGAGUAAGAUCAUGUCGUAUUCUCUUGGAGCUGUCGCGAAAGCGGCUCAACGCGCGCACUUUCGACAUGCGGCUAAUCGGAUCGCGAGUCGAACGUCGCAAACAUGGAGGAGGGACAUUGCAACCAAGAGCGACGUAGACAAGCGGAUGGUUGAGAAACUACCUUUAGCUGGCAUCAAAGUACUGGAUAUGACGCGGGUGCUUGCAGGACCAUAUUGUACACAGAUUCUUGGAGAUCUAGGAGCGGACGUUAUCAAGAUCGAGCAUCCUACAAGAGGCGACGACACGAGGUCCUGGGGUCCACCAGAUGCGCCCUAUACCGAUGGCAUCGAACGCCAAUUCCCUGGCGAAAGCGCAUACUACCUAUCUGUCAAUCGCAACAAGAAGUCGGUCGGGCUAGCUUUCAACAACCCCACCGGUAUCUCCAUCCUCCAUAGACUAGCCCAAGAAUGCGAUGUCCUCGUCGAAAACUAUCUCCCCGGAUCACUCGCAAAGUACCAGCUCGACUACGCGACGCUUGCGAAGCUCAAUCCCUCUCUGAUAUACGCGUCUGUCACCGGCUAUGGGCAAACAGGGCCAUACCGCGACCGCGCGGGCUACGACGUCAUGGUUGAGGCCGAGAUGGGCUUGAUGCAUAUCACUGGCGAGCGCGACGGGCCCCCAGUCAAGGUCGGCGUGGCGGUGACGGAUAUCAUGACCGGGAUGUACACUGCGAUCGGCAUACAAGCAGCGUUGUAUUCGCGGAAAGAGACCGGCUUAGGUCAGUGGAUCGACGCGAGUUUGAGCGACGUGCAGGUAUCGGGUUUGGCGAACAUUGCCAGCAGCGCGCUGGUGACAGGGAAGGGCGAUAGCGGACGAUGGGGAACUGCACACGCAACAGUAGUACCCUACCGAGCCUACAAGACAAAAGACACCAACAUCGCAGUCGGCGGCUGCAACGACCGCCUAUACGGCAUCCUCUGCGACAAGCUCCAGCGUCCAGAAUGGAAAACCGAUCCCCGCUUCCUCACGAACGCGCUCCGCGUCAAGCACCGUACCGAGAUCGACACGCUUGUAGAGGCCGAGCUCAUGACCAAGACAACGCAGGAAUGGCUCGAAAUCUUUGAAGGAAGCGGGAUGCCAUACGCGGCUGUCAACGAUAUCAAGGGCACGGUCGAGCACGAGCAUGUUCUUGCGCGUAAUAUGAUCGAAGAGGUUGAGCACCCUGCUGUGGGCAAGGUGAAGCUUGUCAAUCAUCCGGUCAAAUAUUCGAGAGCAGAGCCGCGGAUCAGAAGUCCGCCACCGUUGUUGGGUCAGCACACGGAUGAGAUAUUGAGGGACGUACUGGGGUACGACGAAGCCGGUAUCAGAGAGCUGAGAGAGAAGAAGGUAGUCGCGUAG